Messenger RNA from Phycomyces blakesleeanus NRRL 1555(-), 972 nucleotides. Its product is annotated as tubby transcription factor, C-terminal. Gene Ontology annotation, cellular component: cilium. The coding region runs from base 1 to 972 and encodes 323 amino acids. The transcript has 7 exons. The record is from RefSeq and is a predicted model, not a curated record. NCBI's taxonomy places the organism in Eukaryota, Fungi, Mucoromycota, Mucoromycetes, Mucorales, Phycomycetaceae. Gene Ontology annotation, biological process: protein localization to cilium.
AUGCCAAUCACUCAUCCCCAACUUUCUACGAGUACAUUCGGACUAUCAGAAUUCGAUGCAAACGAUGACCGGGAGAACAACGAUGCUCAAAUCGCACCAUUACAAGAACCCACAACAGUCAGAGUCGAGAGACCUGUGCCACCUAUCGACUUUACCUUGAGCCGACCCAUUAGUUCUCUCAAAGAACUAAAUCAACUUACUUUUCGACCUGCUGCAUUAAACACACGAUUGACUUGUCGUAUCUGCCGUUAUCGAGAUGGAUUGGAUAAACUGUCACCUCAGUAUCAAUUGUUUCUUGAAAAUGUUGAUACUGGAGAGAUGCAGUAUGUUCUGACAGCCCGAAAGAAAAGAAAGACCCAGACAAGCUAUUACACGAUUACUGGAGAUUACUUGGAUGUUUCUACUAGCGAGGUUGGAGUACCUAAAUCCGUGGUAUUGGGUAAAGUGAGGUCAAAUUUCUUGGGAACAACCUUUGUGAUUUAUUCCCAUGGUCGAAACCCAUUUAAUAGCAAUGGUUCUGAAAAGAAUGACUUGCCUGUUCGUGAAGAACUUGGUGCAGUUCUUUAUGAUCCUAAUAUUCUUGGGUUCAAAGGACCUCGCAAGAUGACAAUAUUGACCCACACACUCACACGAGAUGGAAAACGUCCUGAAUUCAGACCUACUGAAGAAUCUGAAACGCUUUUGUGCAAAUAUCGAGAUGGAAAUGCCCGUGAUUUGUUAAUCUUGCAUAACAAGAGUCCUCAAUGGAAUGAAGAUACCCAAUCAUUUGUACUAAACUUCAACGGUCGAGUAACUCAGGCAUCAGUAAAGAAUUUUCAGAUUGUACAUGACAAUGAUUUGGAUUAUAUAGUUAUGCAGUUUGGGCGGGUUGAACGAGACUAUUUUACAAUGGAUUACAAAUAUCCUUUCUGUUUACUACAAGCAUUUGCUAUUGCCCUGACUUCAUUUGAUGCCAAGCUUGCAUGCGAAUAA